UUGGCGCAAGUAGAAAGUACGAUGCACAUAGUCUAGAAGUGUUUCCCUAUCAAUGGAUGAUAACAACAACAAUGAGCUCAAAGUUUGUGCUCAGGCAGCAAACAAAUUGAUAAAAGAAUUGCAGAACCUGUGCAUUCGAAAUCGGUACCUUGAGGAGGCUGUGGAAGCUGAUGAAAUGCGUCUGAGCGCCCGCAAUGAUCGCCUGUCUUCAUUGCAACAGACAUUCGCAACACUUGAGCACAGAAAAAAAAGCCUGAUGGAAGAUAAACGUAAAAAUAUCGAAGCCUGCAUACUGAGCGCUCGGGAGCACUCACAGAACAAGCUUUGCACACCAGCAACCCACCUGCUGGCGGUUACUGACGCGGGGCUUUCUUCAGGCCAGCAACCAACCCUUCCGCUUGAUCAACAUCUUCAUCCCCUACAUCAUGAUGCCACAUCUACGAUUUUGGACUCACACAGUGGGGAUAAAAUGAGAGAAAUCUGUGAUCAACUGUGCCUAUUGCGCCGAGAAAACGAAGAGCUGGCUAAACAGGCAAGGGAUUGUAGUGGCCGAGCCGAGAUGAUGGAUAGGUCAUUGUCUAUCGGGAAUCUUUCUGCACAAGUCAAAGCAUCACGAGAUAAACAAAUGCUUUCAGAAAUGAAAAAGCAAGUGCAUGCGUUGCAGAAUAGUAUAAAAAUUCUUGAGUUGGCACUCAACCAAAACGAUGCAAAGACUUGA
Messenger RNA from Phytomonas sp. EM1, 718 nucleotides. The record is from the annotation of a GenBank genome assembly. Lineage: Eukaryota; Euglenozoa; Kinetoplastea; Trypanosomatida; Trypanosomatidae.